AAAGCCUUUGUGGCUUUAUGUGUAUUUGAUCUUGUUCGCCGACAUAGGACGUUGAGUGUAUACGUUUAUUCACGCUAAAAGUUUGUUAGUUCUCUUAGGUUUGCAGAAACUUCAAAAUGGCUUCCGGUGUUACUGUGCUAGAUGUAUGCAAGACUACAUACGAAGAAAUUAAAAAGGGCAAGAAACAUCGAUAUGUAAUUUUUUAUAUUCGUGACGAAAAACAAAUUGAUGUAGAGACUGUAGGUGAUCGUAACGCCGAAUAUGACCAAUUUCUUGAUGAUAUUCAAAAAUGUGGACCCGGAGAGUGUCGCUAUGGUCUGUUCGAUUUUGAGUACAUGCAUCAGUGUCAAGGCACAUCGGAAAGCUCUAAAAAACAAAAAUUAUUCUUGAUGUCAUGGUGUCCUGAUUCUGCUAAAGUUAAAAAGAAGAUGUUGUAUUCCAGUUCUUUUUUUGCUUUGAAGAAGUCCCUAGUCGGUGUUCAAAAGUACAUUCAAGCUACUGAUCUUUCUGAAGCUUCACGAGAAGCUGUGGAGGAAAAAUUGCGGGCUACUGAUCGUCAAUAAGCAUUUUGAUAAAACUUUAUCUUAUUUGUUUUUUUAUCUUUAUUUAUACAUAAUAGUAUUUUCAAUUUUUCAUAACAAUACAUUGAAGAAUAAAACUACUAGUAAACAUUCUAUUAUCAAAAUAUGAGAUAAA
This is a messenger RNA of Teleopsis dalmanni, 696 nucleotides long. RefSeq names its product cofilin/actin-depolymerizing factor homolog. Gene Ontology annotation, molecular function: actin filament binding. Bases 117 to 563 code for a protein of 148 amino acids. Gene Ontology annotation, biological process: cell motility; actin filament fragmentation; actin filament severing. NCBI's taxonomy places the organism in Eukaryota, Metazoa, Arthropoda, Insecta, Diptera, Diopsidae. The transcript has 4 exons. Gene Ontology annotation, cellular component: actin cortical patch; actin cytoskeleton; cytoplasm. The record is from RefSeq and is a predicted model, not a curated record.